Molecule: messenger RNA, 888 nt
Organism: Fonsecaea erecta
Lineage: Eukaryota; Fungi; Ascomycota; Eurotiomycetes; Chaetothyriales; Herpotrichiellaceae
Exons: 3
Coding region: 1-888 (295 amino acids)
Source: RefSeq, a predicted model, not a curated record
AUGGAGACAAUCAAAAACACCGUCAAAGAGGCCACCGGCAGCAAGGGCCAAUUCGAGCAGGGCUUCCUCCCGCCAGUCUCACACCAAGACCCUCCUGGCAGAGAGAGUGACUUGCCUGUCGAGGCCAUUCACGACAAGCUCCCCGCUGCAAAUGGCGGAUGGGAGCCAUACAAGGCGGCCGGAAAGCUGCAGGGCAAGAAGGCUCUCAUCACGGGGGGAGACAGUGGCAUCGGACGGGCCAUCGCCAUUCUGUAUGCCAUGGAGGGUGCGGACAGCUUCAUUGUCUACUUGCCCGAAGAAGAAGAGGACGCCCAAGAGACCAAACGCCGGGUUGAGAAGCUCGGGCGGACGUGUCACCUCUUUGCCACCGACCUCAGGCGGGCUGAGAACUGUCAGAAAGUCGUCGAUGCCGCGUUGCAGGCCAUGGGCAGAGUCAACAUCUUGGUCAACAACGCCGCGUACCAGAUGAUGCAGAUGGACAUCACAGAUAUUCCCAUUGAGCAAUGGCACAAGACCUUCGAGACCAAUAUCCACCCGUAUUUCUACCUGGCCAAAUUCCUUAUCCCACACAUGAAGCGCGGCGACAUCAUAAUUAACAAUGCCUCAAUCAAUGCCUACAUCGCAAUCGUCGCGUUUACACGCGGCUUGGCAAACCAGCAGAUGAGCAAGGGCAUCCGAGUCAACGCCGUCUGUCCCGGCCCCGUAUGGACGCCUCUCAUCCCGAGUACCAUGAAUGAAGACGCGCAGAAGCAGUUCACCUCGCCUUUGGGCCGCCCCGCACAGCCCAGCGAAAUCGCCACGUGCUUUGUGUUCUUGGCCAGCGCGGACAGCAGCAUGAUCAGUGGGCAGAGCUUGCACCCGAACGGCGGAGUGAUUGUGAACGGAUGA